Amphimedon queenslandica is the source of this 2284-nucleotide messenger RNA. RefSeq names its product glutamate--cysteine ligase catalytic subunit-like. NCBI's taxonomy places the organism in Eukaryota, Metazoa, Porifera, Demospongiae, Haplosclerida, Niphatidae. Gene Ontology annotation, molecular function: glutamate-cysteine ligase activity. The record is from RefSeq and is a predicted model, not a curated record. The coding region runs from base 57 to 2018 and encodes 653 amino acids. The transcript is spliced from 17 exons. Gene Ontology annotation, biological process: glutathione biosynthetic process. Gene Ontology annotation, cellular component: glutamate-cysteine ligase complex.
AAUUAAUAAUUAAUUUUAGCCACACCCAUCUGAUCACUGCAGCUCAGAAAAAGAUCAUGGGCCUGCUCUCUGAAGGAAAGCCUCUCUCCUGGGAAGAGACGAAGAAGAAUGCCUGGAAGGUACACAAAGUCGGGAUACAGCAGUUCAUAUCUCUGUUUCACAAACUGAAGGACCGCAAAGGCGAUACACUGAAAUGGGGAGACGAGGUGGAAUACAAUCUGAUUAGUCUUGAUGAAGAGAAGAAAGUAGCAAAGCUCUCUCUUCUCGGCCCUCAGAUACUUGAAGUCUUACAGAAACCAGAGUCAGAUGAUCCUCUACAUCAUAAAGCAAAAUGGAGGCCUGAAUAUGCCAGCUACAUGAUAGAAGGUACACCAGGAGCGAGCCCUUAUGGUGGAUGCUAUAGUGAUUUUAAUGUAGUCGAGGCUAAUAUGAAACUAAGGCGUGAAAUGUUAUACGAAGCUCUUAAAGGUACUUCAGUUUUCCCUCUUGCCUUAACUGCCUUCCCAAGGAUGGGGUGUCCAGGUUUCACUGAGCCGGAGUUUCUUCCUCAGCCUGCAACCUCAAAGUCUCGCUCUCUCUUUUAUCCUGACGAAGUCAUAUGGUCUGGACAUCCUAGAUUCAUUACAUUGACUCGUAAUGUGAGGGAGAGAAGAGGAGAGAAGCCAGCAAUGAACAUGCCCAUAUUCAAAGAUAAAGCCACACCCUCUCCAUUUGUUGAGGUGGUUCCUAAUGAUGAUGGUACUGCUAGUACUUGUGGUAAACCAGAUCACAUAUACUUGGACUGUAUGGGAUUUGGAAUGGGCUGCUCCUGUCUUCAGGUUACGUUUCAAGGCUGUGAUCUCAAUGAGUCUCGUCAUCUUUACGACCAGCUCUCAGUCAUGUGCCCUAUCAUGCUGGCACUCUCAGCUGCUACUCCUAUACUGAGAGGGUAUCUUGCUGAUGUUGACUGCAGGUGGGGCGUCAUUUCUGGAUCUGUUGAUGAUAGAACCCAAGAGGAGAGAGGACUAAAACCAUUAAAGGAUGAUAAGUGGGUUAUACCAAAGUCAAGGUAUGAUUCGAUAGACAUGUAUUUGGCUAAUCCUGAGUAUAAUGAUAAAGAAGUACCAAUCAAUGAGUUAGCAUAUCAAACACUAACAGAAAAUGGCGUUGAUGAGUUAAUGGCUAGGCAUGUUGCUCAUUUAUUCAUUCGUGAUCCAAUCUCACUCUUUGCUGAGAAGCUCGAACAAGACGUGGAGAACGAAAGUGACCAUUUUGAGAAUAUUCAGUCGACUAAUUGGCAGAGCAUGCGUUUCAAGCCUCCGCCUCCUAAUUCACCUAUUGGAUGGAGGGUUGAGUUCAGACCAAUGGAAUUGCAGAUUACUGAUUUUGAAAAUGCAGCUUUUGUUGUGUUCAUUGUGCUGGUUACUCGUGCCAUCUUGUCUUUCAAGUUGAACUUCCUCAUACCAAUAUCAAAAAUGGAGGAUAACAUGAAGAGAGCCAUUAAUCGUGAUGCUGCUAGACAGGGUCUCUUCUAUUUCCGUAAAAGUUUAUUACCCGAAGAUGACGAGGAUGAUGAAGGAAAAGAGACUCCGCCUACUGGAGCCACUCCUACUGCCCCUCAAUCUCACAAACAUGAAUACACACUGAUGAGUAUUGACACCAUCAUUAAUGGAAAGGACGAGUUUCCAGGUGUUAUUCCACUGGUGAGGAUGUAUGUUAAUUCCAUUGACAUUGAUGUAGACACCAGGUGUACUGUAAUGCAGUAUCUGAGAUUUAUAUCAAAGAGAGCAUCAGGUGAAUUGCCAACAGCUGCCACCUGGAUGAGACAGUUUGUAUUAUCUCAUCCAGACUAUAAGCACGAUUCUGUUGUCAGCGAGAUAAUCAAUUACGAUCUCAUCUCAAAGAUACGUGAUAUCUCAGAAGGGCGGAGUCCAUGCAAUGAGUUGACCGGGAGACUGACGUCAAGAGCUGAUUCCCUUCGUCCUUCUCUCCCUCGUCGUAUAUCAGUCAGGAGCGACAGUAAAGAUGGAAAUGACUAACAAAAACUUUUGAAGUAUUUUGAUUAUUAUUGUUGAUUUUGUUAUACUGUGUACUGUAAAACUGUUUAUUAUUGUGUAUUGUAGUUUUGUUCUCAGUCAUACUAUUAUACACUUUCCAUUUCAUUCUGAGUGUUCUUUUCUCCCCCUUUCUUUUUUAAAAUUUUUGAUAUGUUUUUGAUGUUAUUAGUAUUUUAUUAUUAUUGUACAUGUGUACAUGUAUUAAUUGUCAUUUUUAAAUGUUUCUGUAUAUUGUUAGCCCACGAUCA